UGCAUCCUCCGCGCGCCCAGUCUCAAAUUCAUACCGUGAGUCACAAGAGAAAAAAAAACGACAAUCAACAACUCGUCGCGGAGAAAAAAAACGACAAUCAACAACUUGCCGGGAGUCAGUCAUUGGCCGCCGUAAAAAUAUUGCCCGAGGUCGUUGGAAUCGGGGCGGAAAUUUCGCGACUCCAUUGUAUCACCCGAUUUAUUAAACUCCCCCCCCUAUCCUCUUGUCCGACAAGAUUUGCAGAGUGACACAGCGACCAUCGCCAAUCGUCCGUACACCACUGAUAAAAAUUGCAAAACCCGUGCAAAAUUUUCAUUUGCGCAGUUGGGUGCAAGCCUGUCAGGAGUGGAUCGUGCGCUCUCCGGCUCUCUGUGUACAUGUACCCCGGUUGUAUAUUUCUCCGAAUCCUGCGUGAUUAGUGUUAAAAUCCUCAGUAAUAAUUCCAACCUCGUAAAAAUGUCGCGAAUACCUUGAGAACACGAAGAUACGAGUCACUAAAUCACUCGCAAAGUGCCCGUCGGACAUUAACGUGCGUAAAAACAGACGAGUAACUGUCAAAUAAACGUCACCGACAGUUCUCCAAUAAUGGAGUGAUGCAAUAUUAUCAAAACAAUUGGAAAUAAACAGCUGAGAGUACCAGCAACAACCGAUAAAAUCCCCCCAUUCGAUGAUUGAAUGAGUUUCAUUCUCGAAGAUAACCUCGAAAGAGUUCACCUCCAGGUGCUAACAACCCCAUUAUUGACAUUAUAAUCGAUAACAUGAGCGCUCUGGACCGUUACGCAGGUGAUAAUUUGUGGAGAGGCAAAGCGGAUUCCAACAGUCCAGCUAUAAUGCAGAGUCUUGAUUCUCUUUCGAGUUUAAACAGGGACAUUUAUCAUUCGCCGAAUGGUCCACCGUCCGGUGUGUCACUCCAUGGAAUUCCCUCUCUGCACGACGCCGAUGAUCCCAAAGUGCCGAAUAACAAUUACAAGAGCUUUCUGUUGAUCGAUGGAAAGGAGUACCUCAAGGUCUCCAGUGCUGAGCAAUUUAUUCAGCAUCUGGGGUGUGAAAAGGAGGCGAAGGUCAAGGUUGUCUCGAUAUUCGGGAAUACUGGGGAUGGGAAGAGUUACACGAUGAACAAGACCUUCUUCGGGGGACAGGAGGUCUUCCAGACGUCCAAUGAACAGAACUCGUGCACACUCGGGGUGUGGGCUGCUUUCGAUCGUAAACUCGGAAUCAUUUGUUUGGAUACCGAGGGCCUCUUGGGGAUCACUGUACAUGAGAAUGAACGCACAAGACUGUUGUUGAAGGUUCUGGCUGUUUCGGAUAUCGUUAUUUAUCGGACUAGGUCGGAGAGACUGCACAGGGAUCUGUUUACGUUCUUGGGGGCUGCGUCGAGGGCUUAUGGACAUCACUUUCAUAAUGCUCUGCUGGCACUCGGGAGGAGGGAGGGGGUGCCCAAUAGCUCCAGCGCUCUGGGGCCCAGCAUCAUCAUCUUUCAUGAGACGAGACACACGAGACCGCUUACAAAUAACACAUCAGAAAGCGCCGAGGACAUAAUCCGCAACCGUUUCGUCCAGAUGCGCCUGGAGAUCGAGGCCUUCAGCUCGAUAAAAUACGUUGGGAUCCAGACGAACACCCCGCCAACAGACUUCUCCCCUCUGCGCCACGCAGUCAAAAGCGAACUGGACAACACGACCGUCAGAUCCGCUCGAAAGCCCCAUCUGGUCUACGGGACGCUGAAGCUCCUGAACGACAAAUUCUCUGGGGAAAUCGAGAAUCCCUCCACCAUUCUGUUCCCCGAUCAGUACUUCACCUGUCCCGUCAAGUGCCUCAGCUGCGACUGCAGAUGCAGAAACAGCAUGGGCCACCUCAAGGAGGGAAAGCCCCACCUGAGCAACACUAGGUGUCGGUACCAGCACCAGUACGAGAACCUCGUCUACAUCUGCAAGAAGUGUCACGCGAAUGGCAACGAAGUGAUCGUAACAAGCAGAACGAAAACAACGAAUGAGAACGGAUGGUACGGCCUCGCCAAGUACGCGUGGUCUGGCUACGUGAUCGAGUGCCCAAAGUGCGGGGAAAUUUACCGAAGCAGACAGUACUGGUACGGCAACAAAAAUCCUGAAGAAGCUGCUGUGAGAACGGAGAUAACUCACGUGUGGAACGUCACAAGUGUCGCCAAUCUCAAUCAGAAUGCAGCGCAAAAAGUGAUUGACGGGGUCUCCUACAUCACCGAAGCUGUCGCCAAUGCCUCACUUCAACCCACCAAAGCCAUCACUGCGUGGGUGGCCGAUCAGGUCGCCCCGAGCUACUGGAGACCCAACAAUGAGAUCAAACACUGCCACAAGUGCAGGGUGGUGUUCUCCCCCUGCGAUACCAAGCAUCACUGUCGAGCCUGCGGCGAGGGCUUCUGCGCUCAGUGCUCCAGCAGGGUCAAGGCUGUUCCUGCCAGGCACUGGUUCACCCCGGUUAGGGUGUGCGACGAGUGCUAUGAGAAGGAUGAUAAUUCUAAUGAGGGAGAGGAGCUGGGGGUCAAUGAGGAUGUCAGUGUCAGGAAGGUCUCCGAGCAUGUCGUCUCCACGCUCAGUGCUGUGGGAACUGUCUUAACUUAUUCGAAGUCCCUAAUUAAAGACACCGUCAGGCCAAACUACUGGGUACCAGACUCCGAACUAACGAAUUGUUGUGUCUGUGAGAAUCAAUUCUCCGACGUGCUACCCCUCCACCACUGCAGAGACUGUGGACGUGGUGUCUGUCAGGAUUGCUCCCAACACCGUAAACCAGUGCCACGUCGAGGAUGGGACAAUCCAGUUCGCGUUUGCGACGCGUGCAUUAAAAUUGACUGAAGUGAUUGAAAUUGGCAUCUCCCACAGCCACUCUCCCUAGAUUUUAGUCGGUUAUCGAUACAGAGAUAUAUCCGUAGGACAUAAGCACUGUAAAUUGUCUUGUGUACAGAGGUUCAACAUUUAACGAUCAAUUCAUCCUAAAUUCCCACCACUGACUGAUGAAGGACGAAUUGGGCAUUGAGGGGCAGUGCCAUAUCGUCAUUUAUUUUUAUACCCCAGUAGAUUAAAUACUUCUAUCACAAGUUAAUGCAAUUGAUACGAAUGAAGUACUAAAAUGAGAUGAAUUAAUGUUUCAUCCCAAUAAGUUUUUGGGCAAGAGAUCCUAUUAACAUUGUUUUUCUCUUUUUAAUUCUGAGAUAAUCAUCAGGAGUUGAAAUAUUCAUUUUGUUUUACACCUCCGUUGAGGCGUUGAAACCCAGAAAUAAAUUGAAUUUAUACAAGAGAGAUGAAGGCGAAUGAACCACCAAUUUACAAUGAAUCGUAAACCGCAAUUAGACUAAUUAACAGUAAUACGAAAUAACGGGCUGUGAAUGGAUAAUCGAACGCGCAUUUUUGUUACGAGAAGAUAAUGAAGACGAAAUAAGAAACAACUGUCAGCAUUCCUAUGUACGAAUUUGUGUUUUGUUCCUUUCUAAUGGUUUAUCAAUAAAUUCGAAAUUUAAACAA
Diachasma alloeum is the source of this 3488-nucleotide messenger RNA. RefSeq names its product zinc finger FYVE domain-containing protein 1. NCBI's taxonomy places the organism in Eukaryota, Metazoa, Arthropoda, Insecta, Hymenoptera, Braconidae. The transcript has 3 exons. The record is from RefSeq and is a predicted model, not a curated record. Gene Ontology annotation, molecular function: metal ion binding. The coding region runs from base 759 to 2822 and encodes 687 amino acids.